Molecule: messenger RNA, 5997 nt
Organism: Pteronotus mesoamericanus
Lineage: Eukaryota; Metazoa; Chordata; Mammalia; Chiroptera; Mormoopidae
Product: fer-1-like protein 4
Exons: 45
Coding region: 1-5997 (1998 amino acids)
Biological process (GO): plasma membrane organization
Cellular component (GO): membrane
Source: RefSeq, a predicted model, not a curated record
AUGGCUCUGAUCGUGUGUGUGCGGCGACUGACAGGGCUGCCGGGCACCCAUGACCGACAAGUGAGGCUCAGCUUUCGGGGUUUUACCCAGAAAACGAGAAGAAUUCGCUGUGGCCAAGAAGCAGAUAUUGGUGAGCUGUUCCGUUGGCCGCACUAUGGGGCUCCGCUGGCUGGGGAGUGUCUGUCUGUGCAAGUGGUUAACUGCAGCCGUGUGUUCAGCCCCAGGUCUCUGGGGACUCUGGUGAUCUCCUUGCAGCAGCUACAGAGUGCUGGCCAUUUGGUGCUGCGUGAGGCCCUAGUGGAUAAGAAUCUGCGAGUGUCCCCAAUCCAGGUGGAGCUUGACCUAAAGUACCAGCCCCUGGAGGGCGCUAGUGGAGCCUGGGCAGAAGAGGACUUUGGCGCGCCCAUUCGGGACAGCUCGGAGCUGGUCAUCCCCAAUCCGGGCUUCCAGGAGCUGGAGCCUGGGGAGGCCCGGUUGGAGCAGCGGGCUGCAGCAUUGGGACGCAGGCUAGCUCGAGGGCUAGCUCAGCAGGACGAAGAAGACAAUGAGCUGGAGCUGGAGCUGGAGCUGGAAGACGAGCCUGAUGUGGAGCUUUCUGGUGUCGUGUUCAACCCCCUCAAGAGCCGAGCCCGGGGCCUAGUCCAAAGGGAUCACUUCCAGGUGCCCAGAGCACAGGACUUCCAGGUGGGGGUCACGGUGCUGGAGGCCCAGAAGCUGGUGGGAGUCAACAUUAACCCCUAUGUGGUUGUCUGUGUUGGGGACCAGCGCCGGGUGACUGCCACACAGCGUGGGACCAACUGCCCUUUCUACAAUGAGUACUUCUUGUUUGAAUUUCAUGAGACCCAACUUCACCUCCAAGAUUUGCUGCUGGAGAUUACGGCUUUCCAUUCGCAGACCCUCCCCUUCAUGGCCACCCGGAUCGGCACCUUCAGGAUGGACCUGGGCAUUAUCUUUGACCACCCAGAUGGCCACUUCUACCAGAAAUGGGCCCCGCUGCACGACCCCCGGGACACCCGCACUGGGAUCAAGGGCUUCGUCAAGGUCACUUUGUCCGUGAGGGCGCGCGGGGAUCUGUCCCCUCCGCUGCCACCCCCUGGCCCAGGGCAGAGUUCAGACAUCGAGAAGAACCUGCUCCUGCCCCGCCGGGUGCCGGCGGAGAGGCCCUGGGCGCGGCUGCGUGUGCGCGUGUACCGUGCCGAGGGGCUGCCCGCGCUGCGCCCGGGGCUGCUGGGCAGUCUGGCCCGCGCCCUGCAUGACCAUCGCGUCCUCGUGGAUCCCUAUGUGCGCGUGUCUUUCCUGGGCCAACAGGGCGAGACCUCGGUGCGUGAAGAAGCAGAGGCGCCCGAGUGGAAUGAGCAGCUGAGCUUCGUGGAGCUCUUCCCGCCACUGACACGCAGCCUUCGUUUGCAGCUGAGGGAUGACGCGCCCCUGGUCGAUGUGGCCCUCGCCACGCACGUGCUGGACCUGAGGCAGAUCUCACACCCGGGCCGCGCGGCGGGGUUUAACCCCACCUUCGGUCCGGCCUGGAUACCUCUCUAUGGCUCACCCCCCAAUGGGGGACUCCGGGAUGGUUUUCAAAGUCUCAACGAAGGCCUUGGCCCUGGCGCUUGGUUCCGUGGCCGCCUGCUGGUGGCUGUGUCCAUGGAGGUGUUGGAAGGCAGAGCUGAACCUGAGCCUCUCCAGGCCUCACAAAGGUCCAGGUUGUCCAAGCUCAUGGGAAAGAAGAAGAAAGCCAAGCAGGGCCAGACCCCAACAGGGAUUCAGCAGCACCUGGAUGCCAGCGCCAAUGCUGGUGGACCUGAAAUUCCUAGUUCGAUGGAGGUGGAGGUGGAGGAGUUGCUCCCACUGCCAGAGAAUGCCCUGGCACCCUGUGAAGAUUUCCUUCUUUUCGGUGUGCUCUUCGAGGCCACCAUGAUUGACCCUGCCAUGGCCUCCCAGCCCAUCAGCUUCGAGAUUUCCAUUGGUCACGCAGGUCGCCGGGAGGAGCAAUUGGGCCGAGGGUCCAGGACCACGGAGGGAAUGGAGGGUGCGGAGGGGGAGGCGCAGCCUCUGCUGGAGCCGGAGGUGGGAGUCAGGCUGGUGGAGGAGGAGCCGGGGACCCCUGCUCAGAGGCCUGAACCCAUGGAUGGCAGUGGGCCAUACCUCUGCCUGUCCCUGCGUCACCGCAAGCCGUGUGUGCACGUGUGGAGCCGCUGGGAGGAUCAUACGUGGCGCCUGCGGAGCAGUAACUGUGUGCGGAAAGUGGCCGAGAGGCUGGACCAGGGACUCCAGGAGGUUGAGAGCCUGCAGCGCAGGCCAGGGCCCAGAGCCUGCACACGACUCAAGCAGACGUUGGAAGAGCUGGUGGCUGGGAGCAGACAAUUUUGCCACAGUGCUGAGCGCAGGACAAUGACGCGGCCCAACGCCCUGGAUAGGUGCCGAGGGAAACUGCUGGUGCAUAGCCUGAACCUGUUGGCAAAGCAAGGCCUUCGCCUUCUAUGGGGCCUGAGACAGGGCAACGUGCAAGAGAAGGUGGCACUGGCCAAGAAGCUCCUGGCAAAAUUGCGCUUCCUGGCCCAAGAGCCCCAGCCACCCCUCCCAGACGUGCUGGUCUGGAUGCUCAGUGGGCGGCGCCGGGUGGCCUGGGCCCGGAUCCCAGCCCAGGAUGUGCUUUUCUCUGUGGUUGAGGAAGAACAAGGCCAGCACUGUGGGAAGAUCCAGAGUUUGCUGCUUACAGCACCUGGGGCAGCUCCCGGUGAGGUCUGUGCCAAGCUGGAGCUCUUCCUGUGGCUGGGGCUGGGCAAGCAGGCCAAGGCCUGCACCUCAGAGCUUCCCCAGGAGCUGCUGCCUGAGCCUCCCACCGGGCUGCCCCACAGCCUGCACCGGGAUGACUUCAGCUACUUCCAGCUCAGGGCUCACUUGUACCAGGCCCGAGGCGUGCUGGCAGCAGAUGACAGUGGGCUCUCGGACCCCUUUGCUCGAGUCCUCAUUUCUACCCAAUGCCAGACCACACGGGUCCUGGAGCAGACGCUGAGCCCCCUGUGGGACGAGCUCCUGGUGUUCGAUCAGCUGAUCGUGGACGGGAGGAGGGAGCACCUGCAGCAGGAGCCUCCAUUAGUGAUCAUCAAUGUCUUUGACCACAAUAAGUUUGGCCCCCCUGUGUUCCUGGGCAGGGCGCUGGCUGCCCCGAGGGUAAAGCUGAUGGAGGACCCUUAUCAACACCCUGAGCUACAGUUCUUCCCACUGAGGAAGGGGUCCCGGGCAGCUGGAGAGCUCAUCGCCACCUUCGAACUCAUUGAACUGGACUACAGUGGCCGGCUUGAGCCCUCAGUGCCCAGGGAUGUGGAGCCCCAGGACCUGACACCCCUGGUUGAGCCUCUCUCCAAACGCCUAUUCCUGCCACCCAAUGUGCGCCCGGUGCUCAGGGAGUUCCAUGUUGAGGUGCUGUUCUGGGGUCUCAGGGGCCUCGGCCGUGUGCAUCUGUUUGAGGUGGAGCAGCCCCAGGUUGUGCUGGAGGUGGCUGGGCGACGUGUGGAGUCUGAGGUCCUGGCCAGUUACCGUGAGAGCCCCAAUUUCACUGAGCUCGUCAGGCAUCUGACAGUGGACUUGCCAGAGCAGCCUUACCUGCAGCCCCCCCUCAGCAUCCUAGUAAUUGAACGCCGGGCUUUUGGCCGUACAGUCCUCGUGGGUUCCCACAUUGUCCCCCACAUGAUGCGAUUUACACUCCGGGGUCAAGAGGAUCCCCCUGAGGAGGAAGGAGAAGAGGAGACAGGGGACUUGAUGCCCAAGGAACCUGAAGGACAGAAGUCCCUGGAUCCCUCGCUGGUUGAAGCAGGGAUGUCCGGGCGGCUCCUGAAGGCUCCUCUGAAGAAGCUCCCCCUGAGAGGCCUUCUGAAUCAAGGCCCCGAGCUGGAGGAGGACAUCCCAGAUCCUGAAGAGCUUGACUGGUGGUCCAAGUACUACGCAUCGCAGCAGGAGCUCCAGGGGCAGCCCAGCUUUGAUGAGGAUGAAAUGGAUGAUCCUGGGGAUUUAGAUGGCGGCAACCUCACUUCCGUGGAUGGGGAAGCCCAAGACCAGGGCGAGGCUGAAGUCAGCGGCUCCAUGUCCCUGAAGAAAGCGAUCGCCACUCUGAAGAUCUACAACAGCUCCCUGGAGGAAGAGUUUAACCACUUUGAAGACUGGCUGAAUGUGUUUCCCCUGUAUCGAGGGCAAGGGGGUCAGGAUGGAGAAGGAGAGGAAGAAGGGUCUGGGCACCUGGUGGGCAAGUUUAAGGGCUCCUUCCUCAUUUACCCUGAGUCAGAGGCAGUGUCAUUCUCAGAGCCCCAGAUCUCCCGGGGGAUCCCACAAAACCGGCCCAUCAAGCUCUUGGUCAGAGUGUAUGUCGUAAAGGCUACCAACCUGGCUCCUGCAGACCCCAAUGGCAAAGCAGACCCCUAUGUGGUGGUGAGCGCUGGCCGGGAGCGGCAGGACACCAAGGAGCGCUACAUCCCCAAGCAGCUGAACCCCAUCUUUGGAGAGGUCCUGGAGCUCAGCGUCUCUCUGCCUGCUGAGCCAGAGCUGACCGUGGCUGUGUUUGAUCACGACCUCGUGGGUUCUGACGACCUCAUCGGGGAGACCCACAUUGACCUGGAAAACCGAUUUUAUAGCCACCACAGGGCGAACUGUGGACUGGCCUCCCAGUAUGACGUGGACGGGUACAAUGCCUGGCGUGAUGCAUUCCGGCCUUCACAGAUCCUGGCGGGGCUGUGCCAACGCUGUGGCCUCCCCGCCCCUGAAUACCGAGCCGGGGCUGUCAAGGUGGGCAGCAAGGUCUUUCUGACACCGCCUGAGACCCUGCUCCCAGGUAGUAGGGGCCCCAAGGUGGCAAGUGAGGUCUCUGAGGAGGCCCAGGCAUUACUUGUGCUGCGGUGCUGGCAGGAGAUGCCAGGUCUUGGGAUUCAGCUGGUACCUGAGCAUGUAGAGACGCGGCCCCUCUACCAUCCCCGCAGCCCGGGGCUGCUGCAGGGAUCCCUUCACAUGUGGAUUGACAUCUUCCCCAGGGAUGUGCCUGCACCACCCCCAGUUGACAUCAAGCCUCGGCAACCAAUCAGUUAUGAGCUCAGAGUCAUCAUCUGGAACACGGAGGAUGUGGUUCUGGAUGAUGUGAACCCACUCACUGGAGAGAUGUCGAGUGACAUCUAUGUGAAAAGCUGGGUGAAGGGGCUGGAGCAUGACAAGCAGGAGACAGACGUGCACUUCAACUCCCUGACUGGGGAGGGAAACUUCAACUGGCGCUUCGUGUUCCGCUUUGACUACCUGCCCACGGAGCGGGAGGUGAGCAUCCGGCGCCGGCCUGGACCCUUCGCCCUGGAGGAGGCUGAGUUCCGGCAGCCGGCAGUGCUGGCCCUGCAGGUCUGGGACUACGACCGCGUCUCUGCCAACGACUUCCUUGGAUCCCUGGAGCUGCAGCUACCGGACAUGGUGCGGGGCACCCGAGCCCCUGAGCUCUGCUCUGUGCGACUGGCCCGUGAUGGGGCUGGGCCCAGGUGCAAUCUGUUUCGCUGUCGCCGCUUGCGGGGCUGGUGGCCUGUGGUGAAGCUGCGGGAGCCAGAGGACGAGGAGAGGGAGCAGCGGGAGGCUGAGGCAGGCAAGAAGAGGCGGAGGAAGAGGAGGAAGGGCCGGCCGGAAGACUUAGAGUUCACAGACCCGGGAGGCAACGUCUACAUCCUUACGGGGAAGGUGGAGGCAGAGUUUGAGCUGUUGACAGUGGAGGAGGCUGAGAAACGGCCAGUGGGGAGGGGGCGGAAGGAGCCUGAGCCCUUGGAGAAGCCCAAUCGCCCCAAAACCUCCUUUAACUGGCUUGUGAACCCACUGAAGACCUUCGUCUUCUUCAUCUGGCGCCGGUACUGGCGCAUCCUGGUGCUGCUGCUGCUGCUGGCGUUGAUCAUCAUCUUCCUCCUCCUCGUCUUCUACACCAUGCCUGGCCAGAUCAGCCAGGUCAUCUUCCGCCCCCUCCACCAACCCCCUGGCCCUAACUGA